UUCUCGCAGUUCAAAAUGGCGGCGUUGAGCAGCGCCGAGUCCCCACCGCCCGUCUUUAACGGAGACACCGUGGAGAGGGAGCCGGGCAGGGAGCGGGGCCUGGAGGAGCCGGGCCCCGGGCUGGACGCGUCCUGCUCGCCAGGGAUGCCCGGAGGUCCACAGGACGAGGAGAUCUGGAACAUCAAACAGAUGAUAAAGUUGACACAAGAACACCUAGAGGCUCUACUAGACAAGUUUGGAGGAGAACAUAAUCCUCCUUCCAUUUAUCUAGAGGCCUAUGAGGAGUACACCAGUAAGCUAGAUGCCCUGCAGCAGAGGGAGCAGCAGCUGCUGGAGGCAAUGGGGAACGGCACAGACUUCUCCUGCUCGCCCACCACCACGCCAGCCCUUCUGGAGGUCAAGAUGGGAGGUUGCAGCGCCGGUGGUGGAGCCCAGGCCUUUCCCUCAGCCCCGAACACCCUAGCCGUCCUGCAGACCCCCACAGACACCAGCCGAGCUAACCCUCGCUCACCACAGAAACCAAUCGUCAGGGUCUUCCUGCCCAACAAACAGAGAACAGUGGUUCCAGCCCGCUGUGGGAUGACUGUGAGAGACUCGCUGAAGAAGGCUCUGAUGAUGAGGGGCCUUAUCCCAGAGUGCUGUGCAGUGUACAGGAUACAGGAUGGGGAGAAGAAGCCCAUUGGCUGGGACACGGACAUCUCGUGGCUGACAGGAGAGGAGUUACAUGUAGAAGUGUUGGAGAAUGUUCCACUCACCACACACAACUUUGUGAGGAAGACAUUCUUCACGCUGGCCUUCUGUGACUUCUGCAGAAAGCUGCUCUUCCAGGGUUUCCGCUGUCAGACCUGCGGCUACAAGUUCCACCAGCGCUGCAGCACUGAGGUUCCUCUCAUGUGCGUUAACUACGACCAGUUAGACUUAUUGUUAGUAUCCAAGUUUUUUGAGCACCACCCGUUCACCCAAGAGGAGGUUUCCUCAGAGGGAACCACCCCAGUGUCCGAGGUCUGUCCGUCACUCCCUCCAUCUGACUCCAUGGGGUCUAUGUGCCACAGCUCUGUAUCGCCGUCCAAGUCCAUACCCAUCCCACCCAGUUUCCGACCCAAUGAGGAGGACCACCGCAACCAGUUUGGCCAGCGGGACCGUUCGUCCUCUGCCCCCAAUGUCCAUAUCAACACCAUUGAGCCUGUCAAUAUUGAUGACCUGAUUCGAGAUCAGAGCUUACCAAGGUCAGAUGGAGCCCCCCUGACCCACCCCGCCCGCUGCUUGAGGAAGCACCGAACACGGACCUCAAGCCCCCUCCUAUACUCCUACCCCAAUGACAUAGUGUUUGAUUUUGAGCCUGAGCCUGUUUACCGAGGCUCCACCACGGGGCUGUCGGCCACGCCACCCGCCUCCUUACCCGGCUCCCUGACCAACGUCAAGGUUCCACAGAAGUCGCCAUGCCAACAGAGGGAGCGCAAGUCGUCGUCCUCAUCCGAGGACCGCAAUAAGAUGAAAACCUUGGGGAGAAGGGACUCGAGUGACGACUGGGAAAUCCCAGAAGGUCAGAUCACUCUGGGUCAGAGGAUAGGCUCUGGAUCGUUUGGAACUGUCUUCAAAGGAAAGUGGCACGGUGACGUGGCUGUGAAGAUGUUGAACGUCACUGCGCCAACACCACAGCAGCUUCAGGCCUUCAAGAAUGAAGUAGGAGUCCUCAGGAAAACGCGUCACGUGAACAUCUUGCUGUUCAUGGGCUACACCACCAAGCCUCAGCUGGCCAUAGUGACCCAGUGGUGCGAAGGCUCCAGUCUGUACCACCACCUACACAUCAUCGAGACCAAGUUUGAGAUGAUCAAGCUGAUCGACAUCGCCCGGCAGACUGCGCAGGGCAUGGACUACCUGCACGCGAAAUCAAUCAUCCACAGAGAUCUGAAGAGUAACAAUAUUUUCCUCCAUGAGGAUCUAACGGUGAAGAUCGGGGACUUUGGCCUGGCUACAGUGAAGUCACGUUGGAGCGGCUCCCACCAGUUCGAGCAACUGUCUGGCUCUAUACUGUGGAUGGCUCCAGAGGUGAUCCGGCUGCAGGACAAGAAUCCCUACAGCUUCCAGUCAGACGUCUACGCCUUCGGCAUCGUGCUGUACGAGCUCAUGUCCGGAGCGCUGCCCUACUCCAACAUCAACAACAGAGACCAGAUCAUAUUCAUGGUGGGUCGAGGUUACUUGGCUCCCGACCUCAGUAAAGUACGCAGCAACUGUCCAAAGGCUAUGAAGAGGCUGAUGGCCGACUGCUUGAAGAAGAAGAGGGAGGAACGACCCCUUUUCCCACAGAUCUUGGCGUCCAUCGAGCUGCUGGCUCGCUCGUUACCCAAAAUCCACCGCAGCGCCUCGGAGCCUUCGUUUAACCGAGCCGGCUUCCAGACGGAGGACUUCAGCUUGUACGCCUGCGCUUCACCCAAGACCCCCAUCCAGGCCGGAGGCUAUGGGGAGUUUUCGGCCUUUAAGUAAGUGCUGCCGAUCCCACUCCACUCCAUUCCUUGUCACUUUUCAGUCUUGUGUCCAUGCGGUGGAUUCAUUCAUCACCGGGGGGAAAAAGAAAAAAAAAAAAGAAAAGAAAAAUUAGUCUCAGAGAAACGGGCUGUUUUCUUCCUGUAUCAACGUGAAGAAGGAGAAACCGCAAGCUGUCCAGCAGGCACACAGCCACAGCAACAGACACAAAAAAAACUGAAUUAGGGGGAAAAAAAACUAAACCCAAAAAGCAACUGGAAUGAAGACAGUGAAAAAAAACAACAAAAUAAAUCCAUACCGUAAACCAUUUUCCUGCCCGCUUUGAGGGGACAAAGAUGAACGCAAAAAGGAAAGGGGAGACGGCAAAGCAACGUCAGGAGAAGUUGAGUUUUUCAGACGGCUGCAUUUCAAACGGAUGGCGGCAGAACGCGGCCUGUGGAUGGAGACGCUGCUCCUCCGUCUGACACGUUGAAAUGGAAGUUCAGGCAUCGGCCUGUUCCCAGCAGGAGCUGGAGGUCACUCAGCGGGGGUUAACCCCCUCCUGAAGAGCGAUGACUUGAAAGAUAAAAUCUAUUUUUACUUUUUUUUUCUUUUUUUUUUUUAGUUCUCAAGUUAACUAGCGCUUGCUAGGAAUGAGCUUCUUUUUUUUCUUUAUUUUUUUUCUUUUUUUAAUUAAAAGUAAACUUUCCUCCAGGUCAUGCAGCACAGUCCUUUUUUUUCCUUUUUUCGUUUUGUGGGCUAAACGCUGACCAAAUUCUGCAAAAUACUGUGCUUUACCUUCUUUUUUGCCUCCAACAAAUACGACACCAGUGAUGAAGAGGCUGCCGCUCGUAAUCUCUGCAAAGAUCUUUUGUACGCGAAGGCGGGAGAAAUAGGUUCGCAGUGGAAAAGUUUUGGGAGCUGUGUGGAGACGAGAUGACCGGUGGCGAUGUGAGAGGGGUUUCUUAUUCCCUUUAAAGAACCUGGUCUGGUGUCGUUUUUAACGGAAGCUUUAGAAGUGUUGGAUAUUCCUACAUUUUCAAGGGACUUUGUAUUUAUGUGAAAGCAAGAGAAGCGGAUCUUUCUGUAGAUUUCCAAUUUUGAAAGUGUUGGGAGUGUUUUCCACAUUCAGUGGAGUUUUGUCCAUGUGACAGCGUAGUCAAAGGCUACAUCCAUACUAGCACACCUUCAUUUGAGAACAGGCUUUUCAAACGAGAAUGACAUGAGUUUCGGCUCCCACAUCACGUGACCAUUCAGGCGUAAACAGGAAGUUGAAACCUGAGAAGAGCAGCAAUUUCUUUGAUUUGGACUGAACACGAGGUCACAUUUAGAAGGGUGUAUCAGAACUUUACGACCCACGACUAUGUUUUUGUCGCUGUUUAAUUGCUUUAAAGUCGAAAUAGUUUUGGUUUUUGUAGCCUUUUUGCAACGUCCUGUUUGCGCAGUAUCCCAAAUGGACACAUUAGCAAAGUCAAGCAAGUCGUAUCGCCCACAAGAACUUGAUGCAUGAACCAACUUUUGAAACAUGUGUUCAUAAGAAUCUCAUCAGCUGACGUAGUUGGCACUCUUUAUUAUGUUAUAUUCUUUGUGGUAGACAGACACCGUCAUAGUUCCAGACUGAAGUGCAGCACCAGAUUUUUUUUUUUUUCAAUAAAAUAUGAAGCCAGAGUUUUUUUUGUUUUGUUUUUUUUUUAAUUUUAGUGCUCAAAAGAAAAGGUAGUGUGGAUGACUGACGUAUCCGUAGCAGAGCUGAUGCCUUUCAAAUUGAAAAUUGAGUAGUGUGGAUGUAGCCUAAGUCGAGCUGCUGCUCGGGGCUUAUGCUGAGCUCAGGGGCCGAUCACACAGAGAUACAAACGACGGGAAAAAAACACCUCGGGAAAACAACAAAAAAAAGAACCAGAAGUGCUCCUUUGACUGUGCAGACAAGUAAAA
Solea senegalensis (Senegalese sole) is the source of this 4395-nucleotide messenger RNA. It is a transcript of the gene braf, whose product is annotated as B-Raf proto-oncogene, serine/threonine kinase. Bases 16 to 2484 code for a protein of 822 amino acids. The record is from RefSeq and is a predicted model, not a curated record. Gene Ontology annotation, molecular function: protein kinase activity; ATP binding. Gene Ontology annotation, cellular component: plasma membrane; cytosol; mitochondrion. NCBI's taxonomy places the organism in Eukaryota, Metazoa, Chordata, Actinopteri, Pleuronectiformes, Soleidae. The transcript has 20 exons. Gene Ontology annotation, biological process: protein phosphorylation; signal transduction.